This is a messenger RNA of Nylanderia fulva, 396 nucleotides long. RefSeq lists its product as uncharacterized. NCBI's taxonomy places the organism in Eukaryota, Metazoa, Arthropoda, Insecta, Hymenoptera, Formicidae. The record is from RefSeq and is a predicted model, not a curated record.
AUGGCCGGGGGGAACUCGUGGGAAGAAGCGACCGCUCGAGCAAACUUAGCGGUGAACCGUGUCGUGCGCUUGGUGAGACAGAUGGGUCUCAAGGUGCCGCCCCAAAAAACCGAGGCCAUCUUUCUUCACGAUGGCUCUCAUGGGGCGCCGCCGAGAGCCCACAUCUAUGUGGAGGACACCCCGGUUGAGGUGAGGGCCUGUUUAAAAUAUCUGGGCCUUCACCUUGACAGCAAGUGGACCUUCAAGGAACACUUCCGCCAAAUCUCCCCCAAGGUGGAACGGGCAGCUAUGGCUUUCCAACGUCUGCUGCCCAACCUCGGGGGACCGGGCGGAGGUGUCAGAAGGUUGUACGCCGGAACAAUUCACGCCAUGCUCCUGUACGGGGCCCCAGUUUGA